Messenger RNA from Lathyrus oleraceus (garden pea), 1167 nucleotides. RefSeq lists its product as uncharacterized. The coding region runs from base 702 to 956 and encodes 84 amino acids. The transcript has a single exon. The record is from RefSeq and is a predicted model, not a curated record. Lineage: Eukaryota; Viridiplantae; Streptophyta; Magnoliopsida; Fabales; Fabaceae.
UACUAGUAUAGCACAUAUUCUAUAAUAACACAAAAUAAAUUUAAAUUAAUGGGACAUUAAGUAUAGUACUAACUAUUUUUGCCAUAUGAGAUUUUUGAAUGCUAUUGAAUGACAUCAAUGGUACCUAUAAGAAACGCUCACAUGUUAAUAUUAAUAAUGCCAAACGCGCGCAUUUCUCUCGAACUUUUCUAGGAUCAAGAUUGUGCAUCAUUGCUUCUUCUUCUUUUUUCCUUUCAUUGUCAAGGUAACUUUUCUCAUUAAAUCAAAUCACGUUGUUGUUUAAUCAUCAUUAUUUAGCUUUAAUGUGAAUUUCUUAUUUAUCUAUUUCUGAGUCAGAUUUGUUGUGCGCAUUUGCUUAGUUUCCAGUUAUCUUGUUUCAUUGGGAUAAUGGGGAUAAUGGGUUCCAAUUGUUUUUCCUGUGUUAUGUAUCUUAAUUUCUUUGAAUGUCAUUUGUUUUUUUUCGUAAUCAUGGCUAUUGUACCCGAUCUAGGAUUGUUUGGUUCUAACAAAUGCUUAAAAGCAUUGUUCAGAAAAUUUAUAGAGAGAAUUUAUUUUAUAAAAUGUUCAUGCUAACAAAUGCUUAAAAACUGUGAUGGAUUUUCACAUAAAAAACUGUAUAUUGUCUGUAUGGAUGCAAUUUAGCAUUGAAUUACCUAAAGUCUUACUGAUUAUUGGCACAUUGUACAGAUUGAAGAGAUCCAAUGAGGUCAUCAUCAUUUGCCAGGAGGCAGUUUACAAAGAACGAAGUGGGUAGUUGGUCAAUACUCAUAAUGAGGCACCGCUAUCUGUUAUCUGUUUUAGCUCUACUAACUAUCUUAUGUACAGUUUAUCUUUACUUUGCUAUUUCUUUUGGGUCUAGAGAUUCAUGUUCUGGAUUGCGUGGUCCUAAGAAAGCUUCUUGUCUUAUGGAGAUUGUUAAGAGCCAGAUGAGAAGUACUGCCACCAGACAUUUCUGAUUUUCAAAUAUAGGCAAGUUUAUGUUGGUGAUUUUAUGUGAGGAUUAUUAUAUGUAGGUAGUUAUGUAUUAUACAAAUACUACUGUUGAAUCAUCUUGGCAUGUAUUUGUGAACCAAGAAAUGGAUAAGGUGUGAAGAAACCAUUUCCUUCAUUGCUAAUUUUGGUGAUUAUUUUCCUUUGUAGCUGUAUAAAGAAUCUUUUGACAUUCUA